CUGCACUACGGGACCCUCCUGGGCAGCAGAGCUUGUGCCCACAUGGCAGCAGCUGCCUGGGCCAGUGCCUUUCUCUAUUCACUGCUGCACACAGCCAAUACAUUUUCCCUGCCCCUGUGCCGUGGCAAUGCCCUGGGCCAGUUCUUCUGUGAAAUCCCACAGAUCCUGAAGCUUUCCUGCUACAAAUCCUACCUCAGGGAACUUGAGCUUCUUGUGCUAAGUGCUCUUCUAUUCUUUGCUUGUUUUGUUUUCAUUGUUUUCUCCUAUGUGCAGAUCUUCAGGGCUGUGCUGAGGAUCCCCUCUGAGCAGGGACGGCACAAAGCCUUUUCCACCUGCCUCCCUCACCUGGCCGUGGUCUCCCUGUUUCUCAGCACUGGGUUUUUUGCCUACCUGAAGCCCCCCUCCAUCUCCUCCCCAUCUCUGUAUCUGGCCCUGUCACUUCUGUACUCAGUGGUGCCUCCACUUCGAAAACCUGACGACAAGGUGUUUGCUGGGAGACAUUACUAUUUAGGAGUAAGUGUCAGCUCGUACAGCCACGGCCGCUGCCCGCUGCCGUGCGCGAACAAGGAGUGCCAGUGCGGCUUCGUGAUUUGUGUGACAAUUUAA
Melospiza melodia melodia is the source of this 606-nucleotide messenger RNA. RefSeq names its product olfactory receptor 14J1-like. The annotation marks the transcript as partial. The record is from RefSeq and is a predicted model, not a curated record. The transcript has 3 exons. Gene Ontology annotation, molecular function: olfactory receptor activity; odorant binding. Gene Ontology annotation, cellular component: membrane. Lineage: Eukaryota; Metazoa; Chordata; Aves; Passeriformes; Passerellidae. Gene Ontology annotation, biological process: G protein-coupled receptor signaling pathway.